AUGGCUGCUCCCACCACCCAAUCUCUGAAGUGUGUCGUGACCGGUGACGGUGCUGUAGGCAAAACAUGUCUGCUUAUUUCGUACACUACGAACGCGUUCCCCGGAGAAUACAUUCCGACUGUCUUCGAUAACUACUCGGCAAAUGUUAUGGUCGAUGGAAAGCCCAUAAGUCUUGGUCUAUGGGAUACUGCUGGACAGGAAGAUUACGACCGCCUGCGGCCGCUUUCAUACCCCCAGACCGAUGUCUUUUUAAUCUGCUUUUCCAUCGUCAGCCCACCCUCAUUUGACAACGUCAAGGCAAAGUGGUACCCAGAGAUUGACCAUCACGCGCCCGGCGUACCAAUUAUCCUCGUCGGCACAAAGCUCGAUUUGAGGGACGACGAAGCGACCAAGGAGAGCCUAAGGCAGAAGAAGAUGGCUCCUAUACAAUACGAGCAGGCUGUUAUGGUUGCGAAGGAAAUCAAAGCCCAGAAGUACCUGGAGUGCUCAGCGCUGACACAGCGAAAUUUGAAGAGCGUUUUCGACGAGGCGAUCCGCGCCGUACUCAGCCCUCGUCCACAGGCGACAGGCAAAGUCAAGAAGAGCAAGGGUUGCACUAUCUUGUAG
This is a messenger RNA of Didymosphaeria variabile, 606 nucleotides long. It is a transcript of the gene RAC1, whose product is annotated as Rho GTPase protein rac1. The transcript is spliced from 6 exons. Gene Ontology annotation, biological process: regulation of cell shape; establishment or maintenance of cell polarity; regulation of actin cytoskeleton organization. The record is from RefSeq and is a predicted model, not a curated record. The coding region runs from base 1 to 606 and encodes 201 amino acids. NCBI's taxonomy places the organism in Eukaryota, Fungi, Ascomycota, Dothideomycetes, Pleosporales, Didymosphaeriaceae. Gene Ontology annotation, molecular function: protein kinase binding; GTPase activity; GTP binding. Gene Ontology annotation, cellular component: cytoplasmic vesicle; plasma membrane; cell cortex.